AUGAAGCUAGAAGAAAUCAUUAACACAGACGAUGCUGUUGCUGCUUUGACUGGACUUGAAGAAUUCGAACCUAUCCAGAUUCACUUGAAUGGAAAGAACAAGUACGCUGAUCUAGUGGACAAGUUAGAAGAGUAUUUAAAGAAUCCAGACAUUGAAGAAAUAAACAUGUUCUUAAAAAAGUAUAAGUUUGAAAAGGAAUUUCUGAAGCCUGACUUGUUAAGAAUUGUCUUGAGCGCAAAUAACUUCCACUUGCUUACUAAGUUUCAAUUUGAGACAACAAAAGAUCUAAUUGAUGUAAUACUCAAAAUCCGUUCUACUUUUCUCUUAACAACAGUUAUCUAUGAUUAUUGGUCAUUUUCUAUACAGAUGAGUUUAAAGCGUCCAAUUAUAUCAAAUUUACCCAAGGAAGAAGAAAAAGAAGAAGUUAAUGCUAGGGAUAAUGGUCCCGAUGAUGAUCCGGUUCUUAAAUUUGAUACAAAGUCUUCUGGGCAAUUUAGUUCUAGCACUCCUAUCAAAAGUCCUCUAGUUAGAAGUUUAUCCCAGCCUACAUCUGAAGAAUCCAGUGUAAAACGUACAAAAAGAACAUCAGGGUCACCUCUAAAGUCUGAACAUAGAGAUAAUGCAUUGAAAUCUUACAUUGGCUUGCUAUAUCCCGACUCAGAAGUAAUUGACUUUCCUGUAAAUGAGUUCAGUGAUCUUAAACUAAAGACAAUUCCUCUGGAGGGAAUAAGCAGGAGGUUACGCUUUGAAGUUCCAUCCACUUACACUGAAAUGGAUGUACAACUAGCUGCACAAAAAAAUAUCUUUGGUAUUCCAUCUCAUUAUAUUCUCAGGAAUACAUUGACUGGAGGGACUAGGUCUAUUACCAUAAAUGAGAAUAAAUUAGAAACACGGCCGGACUUGGAGAUUGAGUUAGACAAGGGUCUCAUUCCAAUUGAGAUCAAAAGGGAUUCAAUUAUGAAGAAUUUAGAUUAUUUUUAUGGCAAAACUUCUAUCAGGAAAAGAAUUAAUUUUCUAGAGAUUUACAGCCAGGGUGUCAGAGAGGCUCUCUGUUGUGGUAUAAACUGCUUUUUCCUAAGUGAUUAUACAACGACGUUAUUUGUCGAAUUCAAUUCAGUAGGUGAAUUUCAAGAAAUUGAAGGCUGUACCAUAACCAGGCCCUUAGUUGGAAGGAUUAUACGUAUUGAAGAAACUAAAGAUUCUGAAUAUUCAGCUAAUUUUCAUCUAUUCCUUCUAUUGAAGAAACUUCAAAAUGAAUAUAUUCAAAGGAGUAAAAUUUUACCAGACUUGCAAAAGUAUGACUGUCGUGAUAUCACUGUUACAUGCUUUUACCGAGUCAUAGAUGAUAUUAAUAAAGUAUUGUUUAAAAUGCCCCAAUCUACUCCGUUUGCAGCCAUUUCUGGAAAACUCUGCACACAAUAUGACAAUACACUGACCAUUAAUAUUGUGAACUCCAUUUUGUCUAAGAAUUUGCCAGUUGAUAUUUCUCCGUUAUUUCAAAAUGUAGAUUGAUUUAUUGAAGGAGUAUAAUUUUGAGGUGUCACAGUUAAACUGUUUACAUAAUAAGAGAUCCUUCAACCGAUUUCCGAGGUCUAGUUAAGAAAUAUCGCACUUCCGACCCUUGUCCUAAGUCGAUUUACGACAUUUACAGAAUUUGAAUCCUCACGAAAAAUUAUCC
Scheffersomyces amazonensis is the source of this 1678-nucleotide messenger RNA. RefSeq lists its product as uncharacterized. Bases 1 to 1512 code for a protein of 503 amino acids. Lineage: Eukaryota; Fungi; Ascomycota; Pichiomycetes; Serinales; Debaryomycetaceae. The transcript has a single exon. The record is from RefSeq and is a predicted model, not a curated record.